GUCCCCAUCUCCUUUUUAAAUCCUCCUCAUCAUUAUCUGUAUCUCUCUGUUCCUUGAAACUAGCCGUUUCAUAUCUCUCCCUAUCUCAUGGCUGCUUCGAUGGAUUCGCCAUCCCCUGCUCGCCUCCUCAAGGAGUCCACAACCUUGAUGAUUUCUUCACCUCUGUUCAGCCCUGCUUCGGAUAAGCGUUUCUGGAGCACUCUCCGUAGCCGGAUCGAUGCGCUUCUCGAGAAUCGCCAAUGCGGGGUUUCCAUAGGCCAAGAUCAAUUCAAUCUUGACACAUCUUCAGCCACCCGUGUGAGUGUCGGAGAAUCCGACCGAGCCAAAAGAAUGAAAGAGGACUCAUUGCUUUUGCUAAGAGGUUUUGACUCCAUUGCUCACACGCUCUCUCAGCUCUCUAAUAAUCUGGAUAACGCUCUUCAGGGAGCUAGAUACCUAGCCGAACCACCCACAUUGAGUGAAAUAUUUCAUGGCAAUAUCAACAACUCAGAGAUUAAACAAAAGGGUUUAGAAAAAGAACAAAAUGAAGAAAAAGGGGAGGAAGGAAAUAAUUCAACAGAUCAAGGAAAUAAAGGAUCAAAAAGGAAGUUCGAUCAAACUGAUAGUGAGAGCUCAGCGGAUCAAGGAAAUAAUUCACACAAGGAAAACGAGCAAAGCCCAAAAGAUAAGAAGAUGAAGAAAGCCAAAAAUCUUGCAGUUUCUAUGGCAACGAAAGCAGCUUCACUUGCAAGAGAGCUUAAGUCAAUAAAAUCUGAUUUUUGUUUUAUGCAAGAGAGAUGCACUCUGCUUGAAGAAGAGAACAGGAGGCUUCGAGAUGGAUUCUCUAAAGGGAUCAGACCAGAGGAAGACGACCUGAUGAGGCUUCAAAUGGAGGCACUACUUGCUGAAAAAUCCAGAUUAGCCAAUGAAAACACAAAUCUUAUCAGGGAAAACCAAUGCCUUCAUCAGCUCGUAGAGUACCACCAACUCACCUCCCAAGAUCUCUCUGCAUCUUAUGAGCAACUCAUCCAAGGAAUGUGCUUAGACUUUUCUUCUCCAUCACCAUCCAUAAAGGAAGAGGCAGAUAAUAACGAAGUUCGACAAACACCAGGAAAAAAUACUUUUGGCUUCUCCGCUUCUCUUGAGGAGUGCUUUUGCGAAGAACAGCAGUAGCUAGAAGUUGCACGAACGCAGGCCCUGGUUUUUGUCAAUAAAAUUGAUUCGUGUUUCAAUUUUGAGUUUUAACCUUGUAGGUGAUAUGUCAAAUUUUGUCUUCCCUACGCAGAAUGAUGUUUCUAAGGAUAGAAUAAAGUAAAGCUUUUUUC
Molecule: messenger RNA, 1304 nt
Organism: Hevea brasiliensis (rubber tree)
Lineage: Eukaryota; Viridiplantae; Streptophyta; Magnoliopsida; Malpighiales; Euphorbiaceae
Exons: 6
Coding region: 88-1152 (354 amino acids)
Source: RefSeq, a predicted model, not a curated record